Molecule: messenger RNA, 1539 nt
Organism: Geosmithia morbida
Lineage: Eukaryota; Fungi; Ascomycota; Sordariomycetes; Hypocreales; Bionectriaceae
Product: Acyl-CoA dehydrogenase related to the alkylation response protein AidB
Exons: 4
Coding region: 1-1539 (512 amino acids)
Molecular function (GO): oxidoreductase activity, acting on the CH-CH group of donors; flavin adenine dinucleotide binding
Source: RefSeq, a predicted model, not a curated record
AUGGUGGCUCAGAUAUUCACCACGGCCGAUGUGGCCUCCCACAACAAACCCGAUAACCUCUACACCAUCGUCGACGGUGACGUCUAUGACCUGACCACCUUCCAGGAAGAUCACCCGGGAGGUAAGAAGAUCCUCCAGCGCGUCGCAGGCAAGGACGCCUCCAAACAGUUCUGGAAGUACCACAACGACAGCAUCCUCAACAAGUACAAGGGCAGGCUGCAGGUCGGAUCCCUCGAUACCAAGCCCAAGCCUGCCGUCGAGGUUGCCGCCAAGCCAGCCAAGCCUGCUACUACUACUACUGCUGCUGGUGCUGGUGCUGGUGCUGCACCGGAGCUGCGGCUCAGGACCCUUUCGGUGCGCGAGUGGGUGGAGAACGACCUGGAGCCGAACGUUACCGAGUGGGACGAGGCCAAGCGCGUCCCCGAGGAGAUAUACAAGGAGAUGGGCCGGCGGGGCUACCUGGCCGGCCUGCUGGGCGUCAAGUUCCCCGAGGAGUACGCGGCCGCGACGGUCAGGUCGGUCGACCCCAAGGACUGGGACCAGUUCCACGAGAUGCUCCUGACGGACGAGCUGGCGCGCACCGGGUCCGGGGGCUUCGUGUGGAACCUCAUCGGCGGCUUCGGCAUCGGGUGCCCUCCCGUCGUCAAGUUCGGCUCCGAGGCCCUCAAGGCCCGCAUCCUGCCCGGCAUCCUGGCCGGCGACAAGCGCAUCUGCCUGGCCAUCACCGAACCCGACGCCGGCAGCGACGUCGCCAACCUGACGUGCGAGGCCAAGCUGAGCGACGACGGGAAGCACUUCAUCGUCAACGGCGAGAAGAAGUGGAUCACCAACGGCAUCUGGUCCGACUACUUCACCACCGCCGUCCGCACCGGCGGCGAGGGCAUGAACGGCGUCAGCCUGCUGCUCAUCGAGCGCACGCAGGGCGUCACCACCCGUCGCAUGGACUGCCAGGGCGUCUGGUCCAGCGGGACUACCUACAUCACUUUUGAGGAUGUCAAGGUUCCCGUCGAGAAUCUUCUUGGCAAGAAGAAUCAAGGGUUCCGAGUCAUCAUGUCCAACUUCAACCACGAGCGCAUCGGCAUCAUCAUCCAGUGCAUCCGCUUCUCGCGCGUCUGCUACGAAGAGUCGGUCAGGUACGCCAACAAGCGCCGCACGUUCGGCAAGAAGCUCAUCGACCACCCCGUCAUCCGCAUGAAGCUGGCCCACAUGGCCCGCCAGAUCGAGGCCUCGUACAACUGGCUGGAGAACCUGAUCUUCCAGGCUGAGAACAUGAGCGACACCCAGGCCAUGCUGCAGCUGGGCGGUCCCAUUGCCGGGCUCAAGGCUCAAUCCACCGUCACCUUUGAGUUCUGCGCCCGCGAGGCCAGCCAGAUCUUUGGCGGCCUGAGCUACUCGCGCGGAGGUCAGGGGGCCAAGAUCGAGAGGCUGUACCGCGACGUCAGGGCCUAUGCCAUCCCCGGCGGGAGUGAGGAGAUCAUGCUGGAUCUGAGCAUGAGGCAGAGUCUCAAGGUGGCCAAGGCGACGGGGAUGAAGUUGUAG